Molecule: messenger RNA, 6729 nt
Organism: Leptopilina boulardi
Lineage: Eukaryota; Metazoa; Arthropoda; Insecta; Hymenoptera; Figitidae
Gene: Fas2
Product: fasciclin-2
Exons: 12
Coding region: 244-2916 (890 amino acids)
Biological process (GO): cell-cell adhesion
Cellular component (GO): membrane; neuron projection
Molecular function (GO): protein binding
Source: RefSeq, a predicted model, not a curated record
AUGGCAUUCUCCCCGCCACAGUUGAAAAUCGGCCAGCGUGACGUUACGACGUAUAUGCAAGCGUAGUAGUGAAGUUAAAGAACAAAUGUCUUGUCACACCUAGUUUUUAAAUAACCUCGUUUAGAUAAAAUUUUCCUUCGUGCGUGUAGUGUUUUUCAAAGUGACAUUUUAUUGAAAUUUGAAAAAAAAAAUCCAAAAAGGACUAAAAACGUUUAAAAAAAAUUGUGUUUUUCCUCACACAUCAUGGCAGUCUUUUGGUAUCCGGCUGCUGCUGUGAUUCUUGUGCUGUUACACCUAACAGGUUACAGCAAUGGGGAGUCAAGACUGGAAAUUUUGCCAAAUGGAGAGGUUCAAUCGAAACCCGUUGGUUCAAGUAUUAUUCUAACAUGCAAACCAAAUGUCACAAAUCCCGAGUUAAUUUCAAACAUGGAAUGGAUUGAUCAUAAUGGUCGUGUCAUUGACUCGCUAAAACUUCAGGUCCAGCAAUUGGAAGGGCAGGGCAGUGUGAAAUCGACAAUGUACACGGAAAAACGACAUGGACAAACAUUGGCUCUGUUGUUCACAAAUCUUCAAACACAACAAGGCGGAAUGUACAAAUGUCGAGCAACUUUUGCCAAUAACGAGGAAUUAGUGAAAGAAGUAUCAAUUGUAACCAUAGUUGCAAUAACGUGGAGUGACGCUCCGGAAAAUCAGUAUCCAAUUCUUGGAGAGGACUUCAACGUCAGGUGUAAAGUUGUUGCACAACCUUCACCAACGGUCGACUGGCUCUUUAAUGGAGAAUUGAUAGAAACUAACGAGCACUACAUUAUCGAGACACAUUCCCUCAAGCUCAAAAAAGUCACAGAACUCGACGAUGGUAUUUACACUUGCAGGGCAUUUGUCGCUACCACCGGUGAACUUAAAGAAAGAAAUAUUCGAGUUGAGGUGCACAUAAAACCACAAAUUGAAGAUUCAGAGGAGACGACAAUUGAAGCAAUUGAAGGCGACACGGCUGACAUUGUAUGUAAAGCGAGAGGCAAACCACCACCGGAAUUUAGUUGGGUGAAAACAAUAACAUAUGAGGAUUUAUCGAAAGCCGAUCGAUUUGGAGUUAAUAAUUACACGGGUGUUAUGACAAUCAAAAAUGUGAAUCGUGAGGAUGAUGGAGAAUAUCGUUGUUCAGCACAAAAUGCCGCCGGUAGAGCCGAUUGGAAUAUUAGACUUAAUGUUAUUGUUAAGCCAAAAAUAAUGGAAUUUAUCAAUAAAACAAGUCCCGUAAUGAAACAAGUGAGAAUUGAAUGCCGUGCAUUUGGUCGUCCACCACCGGAAAUUGUUUUUCGCAAACAUACGUCCGAUAAACGUUUUGAACUUGGCGCACAACGUGACAUGGAUAGAAUUAAACUUGAAAAUCGAAAAGACGAUCGCAAUGGUGAGACAGUUGGCGUUCUUAUUAUCGACAAUGUUAUAAGAUCCGACGAUGGUUUAUACGAGUGUAUUGGCAUAAAUAAAGGUGGUGAGAGUAUUAAAAAUGGACAUUUAACAGUAGAAUUCCCUCCUACGUUUGAAGUGAUGGAUAAUCGGACAAUUUUCGCUUGGAACAAUCAUCCGGGAAAUUUGACAUGUAUAGCAACGAGUAUUCCUAAUGCAACAAUCGAAUGGAGAGCGUAUGGAAAUAUUCGACUUGAAUCAAAUGCACCACAUAAUAUUAUUGGCAAGGGACCAAUUUCAACUUUAAUUGUUGAGCCAAGGGAUCAACGAUACUUCACGACUUAUCGAUGUGUUGCCACAAAUAUUCAUGGCUCAAGUGAAUAUCCAUUUGUCGUCAAAGAAGGCAAAAGGCCUGGUUUUCUUCUUCAAGUACGAAUUUCCGAAAUGACCGCAACAACUGCAACUUUCGAAAUAUUACUGCCAGCCUACAAUGAUGAAUUACCAAUUAAAACGGUUAAUAUUCAAUAUAAACUCGCUGAUCAAUCGUGGACUCACGCCUUAAAUAGAACAUGGGCAGUCAAUUCAACGUACAUUAUUGAGAAUUUAAGACCGCAAACAACUUAUGAAUUUCGUUUUGCUGCUUCGAACGACGCUGGCCUUGCCACUUGGGGAAAUGAAUUGACCGAAUCAACUCUUGAUAGAUCACGACCUGGAGUACCGAAAAUACGUUCACAAAUUUCACGGGGAAUGGAAUAUGAAACGUCACCAUUCUCAAAUCAAUAUGAAGUCUCGUGGGUGGUACCCGUCGAUAAUGGCGAGCAAAUAACAAAUUAUGAAAUUAAAUAUUGUCAAUUGAAAAGAAUUUCUGGUGAUUGGGAGGAAGUGUCUGGAACGUGUCGAAAUGAGGAGGAACGUGGUAAGAGAACAACUUAUUGGCUGAAACAUCUUUAUUCGGAUACAUAUUACAAGGUUGAAGUGAGAGCAAGAAAUUUCUACGGUCUCAGUGAUCCUGGGGAAAUAAAAAUUAAAACCAAUCGAGGUAACGAUUCUCCUGUGGUACAUCAUCGCGGAGCGCUUAUUUCCAGCGGUGCCAUAAUUGGUAUUGUGAUCGCCAUUCUAGUCGUCAUCAUAAUUAUUAUUGAUGUUAUCUGCUGUUGCGCCCAAAAGACAGGUAUCAUAUUUUACGUGUGCGAAAGGUCACGAAGAAAACCAAUGGAUGAGGAAGACGUGAAACUUGGAAGUCUUUACGGUUGGCGGUUUCCACUUCCAUAUUGCGACCAAAAAAUGGCCAAUGUUGCCGGGGUUACGGCAAUUCAAGAUUCGGGUAGUGGUAAAAGUACCAUUAGACUGGUCAAACACACUGCCAUAGAUGAAAAGGAACCACUUCGAGAGGAGAAGAAAAUUACACCAAUCAUUGACUCUGGACUACGACGAGAAACGUCCAUCACAUUCGAUGGUAAAAGAUCCAUCUCUAAGACCGGUUUCGUCGGCAAGGACUCAGCCGUCUAGAUAUUCUUCCGGCGUACUAGAUUGUAAAUGGUUCAGAUCGCGAUCUCCGGAUGAAGUUUAUGAACGAAAAAAAAAAAAAUAAAACAAAAGCUCUCUAUCAAAUUUAAUGUGAAAGAAAAAAUUAAAAGAAAUGUUUACACAUUUUUUCAAAACUCAUCCGGAUUGAACUAAAUGAGAUCGUUAACGAAGUGGCCUUUCUAUUCCUUUGCUUUUGAAUUACUCGAGUCAACAAAAGAGUUUCGGAUUGUAAUAUUACACGUUUGUUUACCUUUCUAAUCUGGCGUUUUGUGCACGUUGACUCAUGUAUCAAAAAAAAAAAAUUACCUGCAUCUUUUUUUAUUUUUUUUAAAUUAUUAAUCGAUUUGAUGCAGGUUUUUGGAAAUUUCGAUUUUAAAAAUCGAAUUGAUCCUGAUACAAAAACUUAAAAUCGUUUCGUGUAAUAUUGUAUGUAAAGUAAAAGUGAUUAGGUAAAACUUCACAAAGACGGCAGCUAGUCUCUCCCAGCACAAAUAAAAAAAAAAAUUAUAAAAUUUUUUUGCAAGUUUUCAAAAAAAAAAAAAGAAAAAUAUUGAGUAUAAAAUAAAUUAUACUAAAAGUUGUGGAAUUUUUCAUUUCCGAGUAAAGUUCUAAUUAAGAUUUAAUUAAAUUAAAUGUCAAAUAAUAAAAACAAUGCUUUCCACACUGAAAAAUUUAUUAUUAAAUUUUACUAAAAUAUUUUACAAUUAAAGUAUUUUUAAAAAUACAAAAUAUUCAUAUAAAAAAUUAUGAAUUACAUUGAAAACUAAUUUAUAUUUAAAAAUUCGAAAAACUACUUCGAAAAUAAAAAUUAAAAGAAGUCAAAUGUUCUCUAAACUAUUUUAAAAUAGUUUUGGUAAAAUUUUUUAAUUUCUCUCAGUGCAGUAAGUGACAUGAAUUUUGCACAAUUAAACAAAAGUUUAAUCAAGUGUUUAAAUUCUCUUAGGAGAGCUUCAUAUGAGAAAUGCAUAUCAAGUUAAGAGUUUUUUUUAACCUCUCGAAAUUAAAAAUUUUUAAACUUUGUAUUCUUAUGAAUUUUAAUGUCCUUUUUUUCAAGAAUUUGUUUUUGGUUUCUUUAAAAAUGGAAAUUUUUUAAAUUUUAUAAUUUUUAUUCCACAUUUCUACUAAUGAUUUAGUAUAAAACAAAUAAUUUAAUAAACAAUUAAAAUUAUUGAUAAUAGAUAAACUAUUAUUAUUAGUUUUUUGGAAACUUGCAAAAAAGAAACUUGAAUGUUGAUUCUCCUAAAAAAUUGAGCAAAAAAUAGUUAAAAAAUAUAUUUAUAUUUUUUUCCUAUUCGAAAAAAGAAAAAAAAAAUUGAAAUCAUAUUUUCUUCGCUCAAUUUUUUGAGGGAAAAGCCCCUUAGUAAAUUGCUUUCGUGAAAAAGCCUGUAAAAGUAUCGCAGCGUAGCACACAUUUUAGUGAAGAGAAGAACUAGAAAGAGAAAUAAACGUAGUUAGGCCGUUCUAAAAGCGAGAGAAAGGAAAUGUACAAAAUUUAGCACACCGUAAGUGUAUCGAUAAAAAAAAAAAUAAUUGUUAGUGGUCACUCUGCUUGGGGAAAAAAAAAGAUGAAAAUAAAAAAAUAACAAACAUCAUUUACACAAUGAUUGCGAUGAUCUAGUACGCCGGCUUUGGAGCGUGUGUCACGACAAAAAAUUAUUUGCGAAAAAUACACAUGAAAAUUAUUAUUAUUAUUAGUAUUAUUAUUAGUAUCAGAUAUCAAAAAAAAUAUAUACCAAGUGAAUUUUUCGCAAAUGAAAUUUUGUUGGCACUUUUUUUGUAAAUAGGUAUUGCACUUUUUCAUUUUUAUUAUUUUUCUUGUUUUUUUUUUCGCAAAAAAAAAAGAAAAAACAAUUAUGAUAAUUGUUCGUUGUUGCGCAUAUAAUUAAUGCUUAUAUAAAUAUUAAGAUUCAGCCACUAUUCAGCUUAAACGUUCUUCAGUGUCAUCGAUCGGGUUUUUAUCACUUGUUUUCAAAGACUGAUUCAAAUUUUUUUUUUUCCUUUUAGUCAUAGAGUCGAAUGUUUUGUAUAUUAAAUAGUUUAUCAUUACAGUCAUACGUUCGACUCGCCCGAUCCCAAAUAUUUCAUUACAAAAGCACAAUUCAAUAUUCCCGAAAAUUUUUCCUUUUUUUAAAAAAAAAAAAAAAUAUUAUUAAUUGAUCCACUCUCAGUUAUGAUAAUAAUUAAUAUUAAAUAUUAAUAUUUUGAAAGAUUUUAAUUCAAAUUUUUUAUUGACAAAUUUUAAAAGAACAAUUUUUUAAUAUUCAAAAAUUUGUAAAAUAAUUUUUAUGUUUGACAAUUUGUGGAUAAUUAUCUUGAAAAAAUUUUUGGGUAAUAUUGAUGUGUUUCUCGUUGCACAGAAUCUUCUUGAAAAAAAUGUGUGUUAAUUAAUUUAACUCGUAAAAGAAAAUGAAUAUAUCCCGUCGAAAAUGUGAUUCAAAGAUUGCGUUUAAAAUCUUAUGAAAUGUGUUCUCGAGUGACAGAGACACUUUAGCUUUUAAGGACAUUUUUUAAUUAAGAGAGCGAAUUUUAUUGAAAUUCAAAACACAGAACAAAAAUUAUUUUAUUUUUCGUUUUAGUUUACUUAGAAAAAAAACCUUUUUUUUUAAUCUUCUGAAUAUAAUUUAUUAUUUUAUCCUUGAAUUUCAAUUAUUUUAUUAUGUGAAUGUUUUAAACGAAUCUAUGCAUUUCUUAGUUUCAAAAGAAAAAAAUAAGUGAAAAAUUUGAGUGUGUAAAAAAUCCACUUAAAUUCGAAGCCUGCUUUUGGUAUUAGUCAUGCACUGAUGUUAAAAAAAUAAGUACGCACUACUGAAAGUGGACUUCUGCGAAAAUAUCAGUAGUUUCUCGAAAGAGAGAAAAAUACGAUUCGAUUAGAAUUUUUUUUUUUUAUCGUUUUCUCUUUUUGAAUCGCACAGUCUCUCUCUCUUUCUACAUAUAUUAUACAAGUUUUGUAUAUUGCAGAAAAAAAGAUAAAGGCAUUUCAGGUACACCUUGCAAAAUAGUAUCUACGACUUAAUGCUUGAAAGAAAUUUAAACACUUCAUGUUCUGUGUGUAUAAUAUUCUUUACUUUUGAAGAAAAAAAUCGAAGGCUUUUUUGCAAGGAGACAUUUAAAAUGUGAUAAGUUUUUGUAAAUGCUUGUAAACGUUCCCUUUAGUGUGUAAGUUAAAUAAUCUUUAAAAAAAAGAACAUUCUUGGUAAUUAAAUAUUUAGAAAACAUUUUACCCCGGCGUGGAAAAAACAUCCGUUUAGAGUAUUAUUCACAAAUUGCACAAUUUUUCGCUAUUUAAUAUUUUAAAAAAAAACGACUGCCAAAAUAUAACAUUUACAUCAUUUUUUUUUCCUUAAAAUGGAAAAAAUAUAAAAAAAAAGGUUUUCUGCACAAUUUAAUAUUAUUCGAAUGCUUUUUCUACGCAAGUAGCUUUUAUACGUAAUGUGACGAGAAGUUUGCCAAAUAUUAUAGUACUUAUUAGCUCAUAAGGUAUUACAUUACUAUUAUUAUAAUUAUUAUUAUUAUUGACAAGAAUUAUUAUCACGAUAUUGGGAAAGACAGUUAAUAGAAAAAAAAAAUGGGGAAAAAAAUCAACACUAUUUUAUACCCGUUGCCAAGAAAAAGAUAACAAAACGAACUUCUGUAUGAAAAUUAAAAAAAAAAAACAAAGUAUUAAAUACAUCUUCCAAUUUCGAGAAUGUUUUUCGAUUUAUGGUCAUGUUUAUUAGAUAAGGAAUUUUUUUUAUGUAUUGCUUUUUCUGUAUGCGAAAAAGUCAAAACUAAAUAAACAGGAAGACAUUUUGAAAA